AUGUAUGGUAAUGGCAAGCCAUACGGCAAGGCCGAGUUCGACAAGCUCCUGAGGAACUAUAGUGCUGUAACAGAUGUGCCCUGCAUCAGCUUCGCGGACGAGCUGAUCCAAGCCUACCCAAAAGCAAAGGUCGUACUCACCACGCGCGAUCCAGCCAAGUGGAUCGUUUCUUUUGAGAGCCUGAUUCUCAAGAUUGCCGAGAGCGAUGAGUAUAAAUGGGUCAGAGCAGUAGGGUGUAUUGAUACUGAGUUUCUUGGGCCGUAUCUCGACUGGAUAAACAUGUUCCUGCGAUACUGGACCAAUGGUGACUGGCAGAACCGAGAGAAACUAAUUCAGGCCAUGCUCGAUGAAGGAUUGGCAGAACUUAUUUUUUCUCUCGAAUUUGAGCAAGGAAGCGGGUCUGACAGAAAAAAUCACUCGUUCGCCCUUACGCACUAA
This is a messenger RNA of Coniosporium apollinis CBS 100218, 438 nucleotides long. RefSeq lists its product as uncharacterized. Bases 1 to 438 code for a protein of 145 amino acids. Lineage: Eukaryota; Fungi; Ascomycota; Dothideomycetes. The transcript has 3 exons. The record is from RefSeq and is a predicted model, not a curated record.